UAUUCAAAUAAGAAAUACCGUCAAAAUGGUGAAUAUUACAGAGAAGAUCAAGGAGAUCGAGGAGGAGAUGAGGAGGACCCAAAAGAACAAGGCAACUGAAUAUCACUUGGGUUUGCUGAAAGGAAAGCUUGCACGAUUAAGGGCCCAGCUCCUCGAGCCUGGACCAGGUGCUGGUGGAGGAGGUGGAGCCGGAUUUGAUGUGAGCAAAAGUGGCGAUGCACGAAUAGCGCUUGUUGGAUUCCCCUCUGUGGGAAAAUCGACCUUCUUGUCCAAGAUCACCAAGACGAAAUCAGAAGUUGCAGCGUACUCUUUCACGACUUUGACAGCUAUUCCUGGCGUGCUAGAGUAUGGCGGAGCGGAAAUCCAGAUUCUAGAUCUCCCGGGUAUUAUCGAGGGAGCUUCCGAGGGGAAGGGAAGAGGGAGACAGGUCAUUUCUGCGGCGAAGACUAGUGAUAUGAUUUUGAUGGUCCUAGAUGCUACGAAGAAGGCUGAGCAGAGAGCACUUUUGGAAGCGGAGUUGGAGGCUGUCGGGAUUCGGUUGAAUAGAGAACCUCCGAAUAUCUAUCUGAAGCCAAAGGCAGCUGGAGGUAUGAAGAUUACCUUCCAGAGCCCGCCGAAGAAUAUCGACCAGAAGAUGGUCUAUAACAUCCUCCGGGAUUACAAGAUUCUGAACUGCGAAGUGCUGGUUCGAGAUGAGAACGUGACGGUCGAUGACUUCAUUGAUGUGAUUAUGAAGGAUCACCGCAAGUACAUCAAAUGUCUCUACGUCUACAACAAGAUAGACAGCGUGUCUCUGGACUUCCUCGACAAGCUGGCACGUGAACCACAAACUGCGGUCAUGAGUUGCGAGCUGGAUUUGGGCAUUCAGGAUGUGGUGGAGAGAUGUUGGCAGGAACUGAAGCUGAUUAGGAUUUACACGAAGAGAAAGGGGGUGGACCCGGACUUUUCGGAAGCUCUUAUUGUAAGGAAUAACAGUACGAUUGAGGAUGUCUGUGAUCACAUCCACAGGACGAUGAAAGACACCUUCAAGUAUGCUUUGGUUUGGGGGGCCAGUGCGAGGCAUAUCCCACAGCGGGUGGGUUUGGGACAUGUCGUUGCAGAUGAAGAUGUGGUUAGUAUUGUGAGCAAUUAUAGGGCAUAAAGGAAUGAAUGGAUUUGGAGUUGGGCGUUCAUCUUGGAUUACGCAUAGCAUCAGCAGACUAGAUCCAAGCACAAGCGUCACUCUCUAAACAGCAUGCAAGAAUAACAGAAGUCAUAGGAAGCUAUCAUC
Molecule: messenger RNA, 1270 nt
Organism: Amorphotheca resinae ATCC 22711
Lineage: Eukaryota; Fungi; Ascomycota; Leotiomycetes; Helotiales; Amorphothecaceae
Exons: 6
Coding region: 26-1141 (371 amino acids)
Biological process (GO): cytoplasmic translation
Cellular component (GO): cytoplasm
Molecular function (GO): GTPase activity; GTP binding
Source: RefSeq, a predicted model, not a curated record